CAAAAGUGUAGGACCGCAUCACGUUCGCCUCUUCGCCGCAAGUGACAGUGCUCGCGUGCCAUCGAUACUCGCCCUGCGCAUCAAUGCUGGCCCGUACAGCCCGGUCGCCGGCAUGGACCAAGCAGGCCUACGUGUGUCGCGCAUGUCGUCGGCAAUGGCAGAUUGAGCGAGCAUACCAGCGACGAUGGAACAGCCAGAACGCACAGAGCUCGGGCUUGCUCUCCGACGAAUGGUUCGCCAUCAACGACAUCAAUGAAUCUUUCGGCGAUCAUAAAAUAGGCUCCCCGCAGCGACCGAAGGAAAAAGAAGAAGGAGUGCAGAAGAACAGUUCAAAAGACAACAGGGACGGCAGAGUUGCCGGACCAGAUGGCGUGGCAGGGCAAGACUUUGGAUCUUUACAGAGUUCGCUAUCCGACUCGCUUCCUGCAGCGGAUCGUCGAAGACUCAAAGAGACUCGGGUAGCCAACGAGAUCUCUAAGCGGAAAGAUGCCGGCUUCAAGGCAGCCUUCCUCUCUGGGGAAUCACGGCAUCGAGAUCGCAGCACAGCUCGGACUGGGGCCGUGGCCCCCAACGAAGAUAUAAUGGCGACCUUGAUGCGCGACCUACAAGCAGAGGCGAGGAUCAAAGCAGUGGAACAAGACUUGGAAAUUGGUCGAUCACUGGGAGAGGUUGAAGACGAUGAUACAGAAUCCAAAGUCUCACCUACCCGGCGGGAUGCUGGGCCGAGACCGUUUCCGAAUUUUCGAGGCGGACCAUCGCAGACCGUCGCCAGUGCCAUAGCACCCGCAAGCAAGGCAUCUGAAGUGCCAAGCAGUGACUCUGCGCCGCCGAAGGUCUGGAAGGCCAAAACAUCGCCUGCAGAACGUGGACUAGGUGGCUCAAUCACGCCUAGUGACCUGUCGGGGAGGCCCACCUCCCUACUCGACCGCCACAGGGAGACACAGCCUCGUAAUGCAUGGGGCGCGAGCGAUAGCGCAUCAUCUAGUCUUCCGUCAAAGGUCACAUACAAGUCACUCUCCGAAGCUGAUCGGACAUCGGCUCCGAAACAAGCAGCAGGCACACCUACUGGAGCACGUCCAUUUGGCUUGGCUGCUAAAGUGAAGGCCAUGUGGAGAGGUAUCUCGCAACCUACCGCUCAAGAUGGGUCGCAACCAUCCGCCAACCAGAAGCAUUCACCCAAAGCUGAGCAGCCCGCCGGCAUUGAUAGUCUGCGCUCACGACUCCUCAGCAGUUCUGAGCUUAGUGGCAGUUCAAGUGGAGACGGCGAAUCAACAGUUCGUCGCGAUGACUCUGAGGAAAUUGCGCCUGUCGAUAACGCAGCCACAGAAAGCCUUCAGAAAUUACAUGCUAGUAGACUUCGGACCUCUGACAACGCCGUCGAGGAGCUGUCACAAACCUCGGCGGAAACAGUUGUAUACUCAGACGCAGAGGAGCGCAGGCUACAACAAAGAAUUCGAGAUCUGGAAUCAAAACGUCCUUCGGGUCGAAACAGGGCGACGCGUAAAGAUCGUUUGCGUAGGGCGCGACAGCUUCUGUCCAAAUUACGCGCUUCUCGUGGCGAGAGCCUGGACGGCAGCGAUGGAGCCACUGCGCAUGCGUCUCCAUCCAGGCCGGACCCUCGGGAAUCAAUGACCAUGUCCGCAGUGGCGGAGGAGCAGUCCGACAACAAUGGUGGAUCCGCAAACAUGGUUGUUGUCGGCAAUGACUCUGCAGAUUUACAGGCUUCCGGCGCCAGCACAACUCCAGUUACUGGAAAAUCACUUGGCGAGGCUAUGAGAACUGGCACAGCAAAUUCAAAAACCACACACAGGCUACGCAGAUUAACGAGAGCCAGCAACGAGGUUGUUCUUGAUAUGCGCAGAUCAGCGACGAUCGAGAGUGAAGUAGCCACGCAACAUACAGAUCCAGUCGAGAAUGAUGACGAGGCGGAAGAAAGCUCGCAAGUGGAUGUGCUGUCGGUUCAACCCUCUGAAUUGCAGGUGCAGCCUCUCAACAUACCGCAGCCGCCCGUGCCUUACCUCGAAUACGGCUUGGAUAGGGUGCUCUUCAACCCAGGCGUCUAUCAGCUGCAGGAUGCGGCGUCGCGUGUUUACAACUUUGACCCUUAUCUGCAAAAAAUCAUGCCGGUUGAACAGUUCGAUUUCAAUUCACUGAAGGAAUACAAGACUUCAUCUGAGGAUACUGCGCUUUCUGCGAUAGCGAAGCAGGAGAGUGCCCGAUACAUUGGCUCGACAUCAAGCAUGACAGGAUCGCUCGCGCACUUCCAUUACCUAAUCUCUAAUUGGCGACCUCUGGGCUUGGACAUGCUAUCCUAUGGGUACGCCGGCGGCAACAAACCGCCGAUUGCAGAGUUCACAAAGAUCAAUAAGGCGCCCAGCGCGAUCUUUCUGAGGUGGCAGGAUGGUUGCUACGCCAUCGAUGCGGACAAGGAAUUCGAUAGCGGGAAUGUACUGAUGCUGUUGGGCAAGUCCUUGGAACUGCUUCUCACAUUGCCGAAAGACGAAUACGAGAAGUACCGCAAGAGUGAUCCGCGGAUGGUGCCAGAAGAGCAACGUCUAGCACCUGAGAGCUAUCAGUACAGUACGAUGGGUGACUUUUUAAUGCGAUCCCAGCUUGACGCACAUGACCCUCGGUUGCCUGGUAAUGGCACGUUCGAUCUCAAGACCCGCGCGGUGGUUUCUGUGCGCAUGGCGUCUCACGACCAUGAGCCUAUGACUGGGUAUGAGAUCUAUGGCAACCACGGGCGGUGGGGCUCCUACGAGAAGGAGUAUCAUGACAUGGCGCGUGCUACAAUGCUCAAGUAUAUGCUUCAGGCUCGUAUGGGUAUGAUGAACGGAAUCUUCGUGGCAUACCACAAUGUCAAGAGAAUGUUCGGAUUUCAGUAUAUCCCCAUCUCUGAAAUGGACAGGAUUCUUCACGGACAGCCCGACACCUGCCUUGGAGAUCAGGAGUUUAAAGCUAGUCUGAAGAUCUUGAACGAUCUCUUGAACAAAGCAACAACGAAAUAUCCGGAACAGUCUUUACGGAUUCACUUCGAGACGAAGCCUGCCAUUGGUGAGACGCCGGCUGAGCUGCAUAUGUUCGCUGAGCCGAUGAUUGAGGAAGAAAUCAGAAAGAUUCAAGACAAGCCAAAGGAAAAGAUUGCGGAGUUUGAGCGGAAGAUCAUGGGCAAGGAGGACGUUCAAACGGUCGACGAGACGGACAGUGCUGGAAAGGAAACAGUGGAAGGCUCUUCCGAAGUAUCCUCUGCAGGUUCUCGCCAGCCUGGCGAUGAUGCUACUGCACUCGCUCGCAGCAGACUUGACUACAAGUCGACUGAUACGCCUGCAGACAAGCCGUUCCUGAACGAGGUGCAAGAAACCGAGACCAGUGAGCUCAGGCCUCUGUUCUAUGCCAAAGUCGUGGUCCAAUCGCGAGUCAACGGUUCCAUACCAACUGAAGGACGUCCUCAGAACCUCAAAGCCAGCGACACAUGGGAGCUCGAUUACCUCAUUCGGGAAGCUGAGGUCUCAAGACACGUGUGGGCGCUGUACGACGACACCCGCGCAAGGCGAAAGGCGGCAUUGCACUUUGAUCGAGAGGAGGCAGACGCGGCAGAUGGCGAAGGCGAGGGCAAAGUCAAGGAGACAGACCAUUUCAUCGAAUUCUUGAAAAACAUGAGCAGGAAAGGAGAGAUAAUUCGCGAAAAGCAGGAUCUGGCAGAUGCCGAGAGCGGUCAGCCGGUGGUCAGAGUUGACGAACCACUGCCUCGUCACCGCGAGAAGAUUGAGACGUUGGAAGACUAUCUUGCAUGGAUGUACAAAAGGGAGCAAGCGUAGACGGUGUACAGCCUCCAGCGAGGAUUCUUGAAAUGUACGAUAAUUGCAUAGCGCGGAGUCGGUACGUGGAGUGAGAGAUGCUGAUGAGCAUUGAUGAUGUAGUAGCACGACUAUACGAGCAAUAGCCCUGUGGAGGCAAUGCAUGGCGAACAACCACG
Cercospora beticola is the source of this 3976-nucleotide messenger RNA. RefSeq names its product Pet127p (gene PET127). Gene Ontology annotation, biological process: mitochondrial RNA 5'-end processing. Gene Ontology annotation, cellular component: mitochondrial envelope; mitochondrion. The record is from RefSeq and is a predicted model, not a curated record. Lineage: Eukaryota; Fungi; Ascomycota; Dothideomycetes; Mycosphaerellales; Mycosphaerellaceae.